AUGGACUCAGCCAAGGCCGAGAAAGCAAGAGGGUCCGACCCAAUCCUAGUGCCUCAGGCGAAUGAAACAUCGCAAUUACACUCCGUCCCUCGCGAUACCCCUGAAGAACAAUACAAAGACAUCUCAGACCUCCCGAAAGAGAAAGCAGUGCUCACAUCUGCACCAAAUGUCCCUCCAUCGAUCACUCGAAACUACCCUGUCCUCCUCGAGGUGCCGUUAACAACUUCCACCAAGCUGAAACAGUUGUCCAGUCAGUACAAGUACGAACAAUGGAAUUUCAAUGGCACUGUCCCUGGCCCGUUCAUACGAGCUCGAGUGGGCGAUGUCGUGGAGAUAUCACUGACGAACUGUGACGACACCGGCAACCCGCACAACAUCGACUGCCAUGCAAUUCACGGACCAGGGGUGGUUCUGCAUUGA
Messenger RNA from Penicillium verrucosum, 420 nucleotides. RefSeq names its product putative multicopper oxidase. The coding region runs from base 1 to 420 and encodes 139 amino acids. Lineage: Eukaryota; Fungi; Ascomycota; Eurotiomycetes; Eurotiales; Aspergillaceae. The record is from RefSeq and is a predicted model, not a curated record. Gene Ontology annotation, molecular function: nitrite reductase (NO-forming) activity; copper ion binding. The transcript has a single exon.